CAAAUAUCUAAAUAAGUUUAAAAAAGGGCAAAAUUUAAUAAAACAUAUUUAACAUUAAAUUAAAAAUCAAGGAACUUCAAUGUGGAAAAAUGAGAGUCGCGCCUAGUCACUGGGAAGCAUUUCUCGACAUUGCAGAAAAGAAUCCGAUGUUAAAAACUAAUAAAUUCAAUGGAAUCGAAGGAAAGGCUGUAGGCAAUAACUUAUGGAAGUCAGUAGCAAUAAAGUUGAAUAGUUUAGGAUAGAUACAAAGAGAAAACAAUAAAUGAAUGGAGAAGGAUAAGAAAAUUAAACUAAUUUUCUUUGUUACAUAUAUAGGCUGUAACAGACUGGAAAUCAAAGGUAAAAUCUAUAGCUUCAAGAAUUAGAAAUUCUUCAUUGCAGACUGGUGGGGGCAGUUUUGACGCCCCACAAUUAACACCAUUAGAAGAAAAACUUCUGAGUUUGAUGGGAACAAAAUGUAUUGCUGGUGAUAAAUCUCACUCCCAGGCUUCUACACCACAAAUAGUUCAUGAGAUUGAAGUAGUUGAUACAUCAUCUCAGAUGGAUAAGUCAUCAGAAGAAGUAAUGGAUGAUGAAAUUACAAACAUAGAUCAUGACUAUUCAAUAAAUAAUGGGAAAAGAUGUAAUAAUGACGAUCAUGGCACCAAAAUGAAACGGCAGAAGAUUACAAGUAUUCCAAGAAUUUCAAAAAAUUUGGUGGAAAUGACAUCACAGUCCCUCAAGAUUUUGGAAUCUAUUGACACAAAUAUAUCUCGAAUAGCGAACUCAUUCCAAGAUUUAAUAGACAUUCUAU
This is a messenger RNA of Anoplophora glabripennis (Asian longhorned beetle), 793 nucleotides long. RefSeq lists its product as uncharacterized. The record is from RefSeq and is a predicted model, not a curated record. Lineage: Eukaryota; Metazoa; Arthropoda; Insecta; Coleoptera; Cerambycidae. The transcript is spliced from 3 exons. The annotation marks the transcript as partial.